Molecule: messenger RNA, 1289 nt
Organism: Populus nigra (black poplar)
Lineage: Eukaryota; Viridiplantae; Streptophyta; Magnoliopsida; Malpighiales; Salicaceae
Product: probable sugar phosphate/phosphate translocator At5g05820
Exons: 5
Coding region: 1-996 (331 amino acids)
Cellular component (GO): Golgi apparatus
Molecular function (GO): antiporter activity
Source: RefSeq, a predicted model, not a curated record
AUGAAGAUAGCCCAACUCGUUUUUUCAGAGUUUUUCCUCCUACCCUUUUAUCAAAUUCAAAGAAAUAACCCCCAAACAAUGAGUCGUUUAUUUAGCCUCGGGUUGAUUGCAUCAUGGUACUCCUCAAAUAUAGGAGUUUUGCUAUUAAACAAAUAUUUGCUUAGCAACUAUGGAUUCAAGUACCCCAUAUUUCUCACUCUGUGUCAUAUGAUGGCAUGUUCAUUGUUUAGUUAUAUUGCAAUUACAUGGCUCAAGAUUGUGCCUUUGCAGACCAUGAGGUCAAAAUCACAGUUUUUGAAGAUCUCUGCUCUUGGGAUCAUAUUUUGUUCCUCUGUGGUGGCUGGAAAUAUAUCUCUUCGAUAUCUUCCAGUAUCGUUUAAUCAGGCUAUUGGGGCCACCACCCCAUUUUUCACUGCAGUGUUUGCAUAUUUGAUGACACUUAGAAGGGAAGGUUGGCUUACUUAUGUUUCUCUCGUUCCUGUUGUUGCUGGUUGUGUCAUUGCUAGUGGGGGGGAGCCGAGUUUUAAUCUUUUCGGGUUCUUAAUGUGUAUCGGUGCUACGGCGGCACGUGCACUCAAGACUGUGGUUCAAGGGAUUUUGCUAUCCUCUGAAGGGGAAAGACUCCAUUCUAUGAACCUCUUGAUGUAUAUGGCUCCGGUUGCAGUUGCAGUCCUUGUUCCUGCAGCUUAUUUUAUGGAGAAAGAUGUGGUUGGAAUCACAAUUUCCCUAGCAAGGGAUGAUAAGAAAUUCAUAUUCUAUCUGAUCUUCAAUUCUUCUCUAGCAUAUCUUGUGAAUUUGACCAACUUCUUGGUCACUAAACAUACCAGUGCUUUGACGCUCCAGGUCCUGGGAAAUGCAAAGGGAGCUGUUGCAGUGGUUAUUUCAAUUUUGAUAUUCCGGAAUCCUGUUUCAGUGACUGGGAUCUUUGGAUACAGCAUCACUGUGGCUGGGGUUGUUCUCUACAAUGAGGCCAAGAAAAGGAGCAGGAACGAUUGACGCAUCAUGCAGUGCGUUCAAAUAUCGAUUCUAUCUAUUUUAUGAUAAUUUAUUUAUCAGCACGCAGCAGCAGCAAAUUUUGUUGACCGAGAUUGAAGCAAGUUUGUGCAGCAGAUGCUAUAAUUUUGAUUCUCCUGUGUUCUUAAAGAAAUCGGGAAGAGAUACUCAGAGAAAGUAGAGACGCCCCUUUGGUGCAAGGUCAUACCUUAUCUGGGGAGUGGCAGAAAAUCUUGAUUGAUCUUAUUUCUCUAUUUUUUGGUAAAAAAUUAUGAUUAUUUUUUCGGUUUCCUAGU